Molecule: messenger RNA, 636 nt
Organism: Verticillium alfalfae VaMs.102
Lineage: Eukaryota; Fungi; Ascomycota; Sordariomycetes; Glomerellales; Plectosphaerellaceae
Exons: 3
Coding region: 1-636 (211 amino acids)
Molecular function (GO): oxidoreductase activity
Source: RefSeq, a predicted model, not a curated record
AUGUCCAGCGACGGAUCAAAGGUCCCGCAUGCAGGCUAUCCAUGGGCGGGAUACAACAUACCGCCUGGUGACGGCGGCGGUUGCAUCAUGGAAGGCCCAUUCAAGGAUUUCAAGGUCAAUCUUGGGCCCUUGGUUCCUUUUCUCCCCGACCUCCCCGCAAACCCUCGCCCCGACGGCUUGGGCUACAACCCGCGCUGCCUCCGACGCGACAUCAACCGGGUCGCAGCCAACUUUUCCAACGAGCAGUACACGUACGACCUCAUCACAAAGGAGACAGACAUCUACUCGUUCCAGACUGUGAUGCAGGGCGACUUCAACAGCCUGAACAUUGGCGUACACGGAGGGGGCCACUUCAUGAUCGGGGGUGAUCCGGGCGGAGACUUUUACAUCUCGCCAGGAGACCCGUCUUUUUACCUGCAUCAUGCCAUGAUCGAUCGCGUCUGGUGGAUUUGGCAGCUGCGGAACUUGGACGCGAGACUGGAUGCCGUUGCCGGGUUGACGUUUCCAAGCGAUGGGUCUGGGGUCAAGAACGGGACGUUGGAUGAUCCAGUUGAUCUCAAUGUCAACGGGAAGGAAUACAGGCUAGGAGACUUGCUUGACACGAUGAACGGACCGUUCUGCUACAUCUACGUCUGA